AUGAUACAUUUUAAAAUUUACAAAUUUAAUAAUACUUAUUUUGACGAAUUGGUGAUUAAUUUAGAAUUAAAAAUUUAUUAAAUUGAUAAAAUUAAUAUUAUUUCAUAAUUAAAAAAGCAAAUUAAUUCAAAUAAUAAGUAUUGCUUUUCCUUGAUUAUUUAAUAAUAAAAAAAACAAGAAACUUCACAUUUAAUUAAAUUUAUCUAUUUCUAUUUCAAGUUAAUUAAUCAAAUUAAAAUUACUUCAAUUGAAAGCAAAUACAAUGAAUUUAAAAAUAAAAUAUCAAUAAAAUUAUAGAUUUCAUAAUUUAUUUAUAUAUAAAUUAAUUAAUACUUUAUUAAAUAAAAUAAAAAAAGGAAAAAAAAACAGUAAACAAUUAUGAUCAAAUUUAUAGAUUAUUUUUUAUAUUAUAAAAUUAAAAUUAAAAAUAUUCAUUUAGAAUUUAAGAGUAAACAAAUAAACAUAUUAAAAUAAAUUAAAAACAAUAAAUUAAUUAAUUAAUUAAUUUUUUUAUAAGUAGCUUCUUAGCUACAGAAAAAUAAGCCACUAAUAGCAAAAAUACGGUUAACAGGUUAAGCUUUUUGUGACAUUAUAAAAUCUAUACUUAUAAUAAAUUUUAAAAUGUUUUUUAUUGAUAAUGAGUAUAAUAUACUGAUUGGUCUAUUGACAUAAAAUUAGGUGCAACUCUGA
This is a messenger RNA of Tetrahymena thermophila SB210, 690 nucleotides long. RefSeq lists its product as hypothetical. Lineage: Eukaryota; Ciliophora; Oligohymenophorea; Hymenostomatida; Tetrahymenidae. The transcript has a single exon. The record is from RefSeq and is a predicted model, not a curated record.